This is a messenger RNA of Lactuca virosa, 1341 nucleotides long. The record is from the annotation of a GenBank genome assembly. NCBI's taxonomy places the organism in Eukaryota, Viridiplantae, Streptophyta, Magnoliopsida, Asterales, Asteraceae.
GUCGAAAAUCGUCAUCUCAAUUCUCAACUACGCAGGAAAUAUUUCACGGUGGCCACCAACCUGAGCUCCGCCGUACGCAUUCGUCGAUGGCGGUGGUUCUUUCCGUUGGAAACUCCUCUUUGCACCACCGCAACCGCCUACCACAGUCGUCUGAGUUGUGGUCCAAUAAGCGUUCAAGCAGUAAUAUCAGUUUGUCUGGUGGUAGGUUGUUCACGCAUGACGGAAAACUCGCUCUUAACAGUACGCAAAAUUUGUUCAACCGUUCACCUUUCUGUACUAGAAGCUUUCGGGGAGAAGAUGCAGAAUAUACUGACGCAACAAGAUACAUAAACAACUCUGAGGGACAAGAUGAAACUGCUGAUGUGAUACUUGGGAGUCAACAACAAAAUAAAACCACUGUUACUAAGAGUUCAUUGCUGGCACAACUAGCAAUACUCCUGGGUGUAGCUGCAACAAUCACACUAUUGUCCAUAUGUCUUAAACAGCCCAAUCAGGGAUCAUCUUCUGGCAUUCAAAUAUUGGCUGGGAGUUCAUCUACCUCUGCUGUUGGUUUUUCAUUCAAUGCUUUUGGAUACAAAAUCAUACUUCCAGAAUACACUCCAGGAUGGAUCUAUUUUUGGCUGCUGAUGGCUGCAGGAUGUGGACUUUUUAUCAGUGAAGAGGCAUUGAAUAUAUGGGUGGGCAUCUCACUAGCACGGAUGUUGUCACUGGAUGGGACAAGACAGUCUUUGGCUGAAUCAUUUUCUAGAAAUGCCCCACACAUUUUGUCCACUGUAUUGUGGGUAUACUGGGGAGUUUGCAUUAGUGAUAUGAUACCAUUUUACCUUGGGAGGCUUUUUAAGAAAUCCGGUGCAUCUGAUGAUGUUUAUUCAAAGUUAGGGAUUAGCAAAGACAAAGCACUUGGCCUUACCAACAUUGUUCAAAGAUAUGGGAAUCUCAUUGGUUUUGUUGAACGAUUUUCUCUAGGAGUGAGAAAUCCAACAGCCUUUUUUGCUGGGGCACUGGAUAUAUCCCCUGAGUGUUUCUUUGCUGGUGUUUGUUGUGGUGGCUUGAUUACUCUUCCAAUUCAGCUUGCAAUUGGCUUCUUACUGAGAGAACGCCCUGUAUUUGCCAUUGCCACUGUUGCUACAGUAGUUGGAGUAUGGACUGUGUUCCCAUAUGCUGUGGCAGCUAUAACAGCACUAUUUUUUUACCUGAGAAGGCGUUACUCUAAUUGACCUUGCUACCAAUUAAUGAGGUACCAAGGAUUAGAUAGAUAUUAUUACUAUUAACUUAUUCAAAACAUUACAUUAUUUUCAGGAUGAUAGAUAAUAGAUGGUAGAUAAGAAAACUAGAAAGAAG